Microstroma glucosiphilum is the source of this 2115-nucleotide messenger RNA. RefSeq names its product acetyl-CoA synthetase-like protein. Gene Ontology annotation, biological process: secondary metabolic process. Lineage: Eukaryota; Fungi; Basidiomycota; Exobasidiomycetes; Microstromatales; Microstromataceae. The transcript has 6 exons. Gene Ontology annotation, molecular function: CoA-ligase activity. The record is from RefSeq and is a predicted model, not a curated record. The coding region runs from base 1 to 2115 and encodes 704 amino acids.
AUGCACACGGGUAUCUCAGGGCCGGAGUAUCCAGUCCCUAGGGACAUAGACGCCUUUGCCUACCUCUUCUCUUCUCACUUCAAGGAUCUUCCCAACCCUAAUCCAGACAAGUUCCCUGACCACACCUUUGAUGGGAAAGAUGUGGCCCCCUCACGGCCUACACUGGUGAAUGGCGUAACGGGAGCUAUACUGGGCAGACAGAGGCUCAAGGACGAUGCCACCCGCCUGGCCAUUGCUCUGCAGGCGCUCACUGGUCCAAGUCUGAAGUGGAGCGAGCAGAAUGAUGUGGGCAGAGCAAUGCAUUCGCCCCGUACGACCAUCUUGAUCCAUCUGCCAAAUUGUAUUCCCUAUGCGCCUCUUGUGGUUGGAGGGCUAAGAGCACACUGCACCGUCUGCCCCAUCUCCAGCGUACUAUCUGCGAACGAAGUGGCCUAUAUCCUCGCCAAAGCCCGUCCACGCGUCCUCUUCACAUCCCUCGGCGCUACCGGAAAGGACACAGUGCUGCAGGCAGUCGAGCUACUCCGAGCCAAGGUGAAUACAGGAGGAGCUCUGCAGGAGUGGGGUAUCAAGGCAGAUGGCAGACAAGCGAGUCUUGUUCGGGAGUGGCUCCACCAAUGGGAUCAAGAUGCCAAGAAGCCAGCUGGAGCGGUCGGUAGUCGAUUGUGGACUGUCAAUGUGGCGGCAGACUAUUAUGGACGGCUGGGAACGGUCGCUGAGGAUGAUUGGACACAGUUGCUGAAUCAGGAGCUCACGCCGGAGAACAUGGCCAAGCUUCCUUCCACUACGAUGACUGCAAGGGAACAGAAGGAAAGAACAGCUCUACUCCUUUGGUCAUCUGGAACCACAGGCCUUCCCAAAGGCGUGCUCCUAGCUCAUCGUUGUAUUUUAGUGGCAAGUGUCGCGUCUUGGAUGAGACCUCACGAGGUAGGCCCGUGGAGGGAUGGCGGUGAGAGGUGGAUCGCCUUGGCACCAUGGUGUCACAUCUUCGGUCUCGGGACUUUCCUUCUCCCCGGUAUCUGCCAAGGUGCUACCAUGGUUCUCCCACCCCCCGGCCGCUUCGACUUGAGGACCUUCUUGGAGCUGUUGAGCAAGCACCGAGCGACGUGGGCGAACAUUGCUCCUCCAGCAGUCGUGGCUCUCAGAAAUACGCCCUUCUUGGACCCAAAGUCUCCUCAAUAUCUCUCGCAUUUGGACUUCUCCUCUCUCAAGGGCUUCAUGAGCGGGGGUGCGCCCGUCGCACCCGAUGUCAUCGUCGAUGUCUGGAAGAGGACCGGAAAGUACGUCCAGAUGGGCUACGGUGCUAGCGAGACAGCUGGGACCCAUCAAUGCAGACAUCUCACCCUGACCGAUGCCAUUGGGAGCGCUUCCGAGCUGGGAAGCACGGGUGGCAUGUUCAUCAACGGCUCGGUGCGCAUCGUACCUGCUGAAGGUCUGAGUAAAGAUGAGAUGAAGGGCAGGCAUGCAGAGCUCGUGGAGAUGUCCGAUCUCAAGAGGAAGAGAGGUGAAGUAGCGCCCGUUGAGCCCUGCAUGCCCGGAGAGGUGCAGAUCAUGUCGGAAGCACUGAUGCUUGGGUACGCCAGCGGUCUCGGAAGUGAUGAGCAGGAUGAGCAAGGAAAACUUUGCUCUGCUGUUGACGCCAGCUUGAACGGGUUUAGCAAGGACGGGUGGUACAAGUCUGGAGACGAAGGCGUGCUUGAUGCAUAUGGCAACCUGUGGAUCAUUGGCAGGACCAAGGAGACUUUCAAGGUAAAGGGCUUCCAAGUUGCACCGCCCGAGCUAGACGCUCUCUUCAGCAAGCAUCCCGCCCUCGCCGACGUAGCCGCGGGAAGCUACCACGAGAAGGAGGAAGGGACCGACGUCGUCAUUCUCUAUGUGCAGCCAAAAGACGCCUCCAUCGUCGCCGGGACGGACGCAGAGUACAAGCAGGCAGCUCUGCUGGCGGAGCUGGACGCGUGGGUGAAACCUCUCGUGUCGUACUACAAAGUCCCAAGAUAUUACGUCUUUACUGCUACAAUUCCGAAGAGUCCUUCCGGAAAGAUCAUCCGCAAAGAUUUGCACAAGAUCGACAACCGUCGCCACGCUGCUCCAAAGGUAUCCAGCCGCGCAAAGCUGUAG